This is a messenger RNA of Spinacia oleracea (spinach), 1094 nucleotides long. Its product is annotated as universal stress protein PHOS34. The transcript has 6 exons. The record is from RefSeq and is a predicted model, not a curated record. Lineage: Eukaryota; Viridiplantae; Streptophyta; Magnoliopsida; Caryophyllales; Amaranthaceae. The coding region runs from base 119 to 694 and encodes 191 amino acids.
AAUAAGACACUCACAAAUACAAAUUCAACUUUUUCACUAAAUAUCUUCAGCAUAAAAAGAAAAAGAAAAAGAAUUAGUUUUUGCUGACAUUUUUCUAGAGCUUCACGACGACCCAGCCAUGACCGGAACUCUGAACUGCGUGGUGGUUGCGGUGGACGGUAGCGAUGAGAGCAUGAACGCCUUGAAGUGGGCCAUUGAUAACGUCACUCUCCGAUCAGCGGAAGACGGCGGAUCAUUUGUUGUUCUCCAUGUUCAGUCACCGCCGUCUAUUGCUGUCGGGAUUAAUCCUGGUUCUAUUCCUUUUGGUGGUCCCAGUUUGGAGGUGCCGGCUUUUGCGGCGGCGGUAGCAGCGCAUCAGAAGCGUAUUACUGACGCUAUUAUUAAGCAUGCUCUGGAAAUUACUACCCAAAAUAAUGUUGAUGUCAAAACCCAUAUAGUUGUUGGAGAUCCAAAGGAUAAGAUAUGCGAAGUUGUUGAUGAAAUGCAUGCUGAUUUGCUGGUGAUGGGAAACCGUGCUUUUGGACCCAUCAAGAGAAUGUUUUUGGGAAGUGUGAGCAAGUAUUGCAGCAACCACGCAUCUUGCCCUGUUGUGAUAGUGAAGGACCCAGCUGAAGAACAUUUACCAGCUGAUGCCGGUGCCCAGAUAUUUACCACAUGGACGGAAAAUUGGAUGAAAUUCGUUAAAAAAUGGUGAAUACAAACGUUUCCUAAAAUUAAGCAUUUGGUGAUCAAUGACACAUUUGCAACUUCUUACUGGUUUGCUUUCCUUCUACCCUUGUUGGAUAUGCUGGAAAUGCUGCUUAUCUAUGGCUGUUCUUGGGGAUGUUUGCUGUUGUGAGGUUUCUCUUUUAUUCUAUUCUGCCUGUCAUUAGUUCUGAUCAUAAUGAUUAAAUUGAUUGUUCGUGACAGGCCUUUAUAAGCUCCCUGUCACUGGGUUAAAAGUUCCAUGCUACGGAGUAUUCCGUACCAUGUUGUGUUCGAUGAUGUUUGUAUCGUAAAAUUUGACGAAGUUUGUAAUGUUGUAACUUUGUAUAGUAUGAUCAGAGUUGUCUUGUGGGAAAUAAGAUAGAGGCCGCAAUGCCCCAUUCCGAUUA